CGUAUAGAAGGAAACUAAAUUGAUUAAAGAUAUAGCACACGCUUCAGUAACCUGCCAUAUUUAUGAAGAACACAGACAGGACAAUAUCGCCAGCAACCUUAGCAACCUCUCUCUCUCUUUCUCCUCUUCUCUCCCCUUCUCCUCUGACUCUUCACAAUGAUGGAUUCUGGGACUAGAAGAUCCUCUUGUGUCCUUUCUGCCAUCUUUAUCACAUUUUCUUGUCUUCGUUUUUCGUCCUCAUCAAAGACUCUGCAAACCUCUACAACGAAGAAGAACGUCUGGGAGUCGACAAAAUGGCAAAGGAGUGAUUGCAACAGGUAUGAAGGAAGUUGGGUUCAAGACACUUCGUAUCCUCUCUACAAUUCAUCAGCCUGCCCUUUUAUCCGCAAGGAAUUUGACUGUCAAAAAUAUGGUCGCCCUGAUCACCUCUACCUUCAAUAUAGAUGGCAGCCUAGUGCCUGUGACUUGCCCAGGUUCGACGGUAUAGAUUUCUUGGAGAAGUUGAAGGGCAAGAAGAUAAUGUUUAUAGGGGACUCUGUUAGUGUCAACCAUUACGAGUCACUGUUAUGCUUGCUUCAUGCAGCCGUUCCUGAUGCCAGGAUCACAACGCAGACGAGUAACUCGACUAACACAGUGACAUUCCAGGAUCAUGGUGUAUCAAUAUCGGUGUUUGAAACUCACUACUUAGUAGACAUUGAACAAGAACAAAUCGGCCGAGUAUUAAAACUUGAAUCGAUUAAGGAUGGAAACAAAUGGAAGGAUAUGGAUGUUUUAGUGUUCAAUACUUGGCUUUGGUGGUACCGGAGAGGACCGAAGCAACCAUGGGAUUAUGUUCAAGAAGGACAGAGUAUACUUAAGGACAUGGACCGUAUGGAGGCUUUUCGGAAAGGUUUAACAACUUGGGCAAAAUGGGUCGAUUCGGAUGUCGAUACGAGUAAAACAGUUAUUUUUCAGGGAAUAUCUCCAUUUCAUUACCAUGGAGAGGAAUGGGACGAACCAGGAGUGACAAAUUGUGGAAAGGAGACAGAGCCAGUUAGCGGAUCAACUUAUCCUGGUGGUUCGCCAUUGGCAUUGCAAGUAGUAGAAGAUGUGUUAAGUACUAUAAAGAAACCUGUUCAUUUACUUAAUAUAACAACUCUUUCACAGCUGAGAAAAGAUGGACAUCCGAGCUCUUACAAUGGCUUUAAGGGCAUGGAUUGUACUCAUUGGUGUGUUGCAGGAGUUCCAGAUACUUGGAAUGAACUUCUCUACACAGCUAUUACCAGUUAGAAGAAAAUACACAUUUUAGUUACACAUAUUCUGUAGCACAGCCAUUGAAACUAGCCUGCUAGAUGUCAUCAGUCUCGUGAAAUAAUGCACACAAUAUGGAAGCAAAUUUCUUGAUAUAGCCUGUCUUUUCUGUAAUUUUUUCCUAAAUGGAAGAAUAGUUUCACA
Messenger RNA from Populus nigra (black poplar), 1434 nucleotides. Its product is annotated as protein trichome birefringence-like 38. The record is from RefSeq and is a predicted model, not a curated record. The coding region runs from base 157 to 1269 and encodes 370 amino acids. Lineage: Eukaryota; Viridiplantae; Streptophyta; Magnoliopsida; Malpighiales; Salicaceae. Gene Ontology annotation, molecular function: O-acetyltransferase activity. The transcript is spliced from 5 exons. Gene Ontology annotation, cellular component: Golgi apparatus.